This is a messenger RNA of Dentiscutata erythropus, 606 nucleotides long. Lineage: Eukaryota; Fungi; Glomeromycota; Glomeromycetes; Diversisporales; Gigasporaceae. The record is from the annotation of a GenBank genome assembly.
AUGGUAUCCGAAUAUAACCGUAAUGGUGAUACUCAAUCGAUGUAUGACGAAAGUGAAACAGACACUAUAGAAGGAAAAGAAGAAGAGUAUGUCGUUGAGAAAGUGCUGGAUCACAGAGAGAACGGUAAUACUAUGCAGUUCCUUUUAAAAUGGGCUGGAUACGAUAGUGAAGACAAUACUUGGGAAGAAGAAGAAAAUAUAUACGCAAAGGAUCUAAUUGAAGAGUAUUGGGAGAGACAAAAGAAUAAUAAAUCCACCAACAAAAAAGGAUUGUCAAAACUUGAAAAACAACUUACCAAUUCAACGAAAAAAACUACAAAUGCAUCCCAACAUAAGACUGCACGAAAACGCAAAUACAUGGAACAAGAUUCUCACGAUAGCGAUUAUUCAAUCGAUGAAGAAUACCCUCCACCAUCAUUAACUAAUUGGGAAGAUGAAGUGGAGGAAGUCGAAACGGUUGAGCGAAGUAUAAAAGACAAUGGCGGACUAUUGAUAUACCUCAAUUGGAAAAAUGGUCACAGAACAGUACAUCCUGCGGCGGAAGCGAAUUUGAAAUGUCCGCAAAAACACAUAAAAGUUACGUCGAAAUGGAUUGAUGUUAUUUAG